GUUGUAUCGGAUGUAUACGGGGUAAAGGGACAUCGUAAUAUGCUUGUCGUAAAUGUGUUCGGUCAUUAAUUGAACAAAAAUUUGGCUGUAUUGAAUUAAGACAAAAAGGAGGUUAAUUUUUGGGAGUGUGGACAAAAAAAUCCGAGAGAAGAACAAACGAUUAGAGAGCUAAGUGUCCAGCAGAUGGUGCCAGCUGCCGUGAAACUCUCCAGCGAAGAAGUAAAAAAUGGUCGCUUACUGACAGUCUGCUUUAUGUCACUAAGAAAACCCAGGACUUGACUCUGGUAACGUGUUCAGCUUUUACUAUUUAUUUCUUCUCAUAUCUUUUCUGGAGUUGCUUUCUUACGCAGCGUCAUAUGGUAAUUUAAAUUAAAAUCAACAUUACCUGGUGCCAAUGACAGGUGACUCUCAUUGCGUGGUCAGUUUACGUCAACGUCCACACUGACGUACUUGUCACCGCUGUCACCUGUUUGGCAGAAACGUGCUUUUGUUUGCAGGGUGUUAACAUUUACCUCACUGUCACGAUAAUCUAUAACUUAGGGAAAGGGUUAACAGGUUCGUUUUCACAGUAGACACAGAAAGAGGACCCUCACAAUUAUCAGUGACACAACAAUAGUGUGUUAAAGUGUGGGGAAGUGCAUGCAAAACUUCCAUCCAGACAAUUUUCAUUUGACAAAAAAGAGCAAUACGACUUAUUUGUAGAAGUCAAUACAGAGAUCCUUCAAACUCAUUUUUUGUUCAGUUGCAGUUGUUGAAAUUCAAUGCAUUUGUAGAUUUCAGUAUGUUGCAGAUUAUGUAUAAAACUCAUAGGAAAAUUUUUACCAAAGCCAAGAUUCAGAACUAAACUGAAAGAGCGCUGUGUUACAAUAAGAGGAACAAGUUUGUGGAACAAUCUGAACAAAGAAACUAAAGAAACAAAAUUAGAUUUUUAUCUUUAAAAAAGUGUCAAAGCCAGUAUGUUGAGUAAAUACAGGGAAAUAUGUUCAUCUCAGUCUUGGUGUGUUUGUUUUGUGAGUUAACGUGGUCUUUUCUGUUCAUUUUGUAGGUUGUUUUUGAAAAUAAGAAACGAUGAACUGUAAAAAGGAAUGUUUGCCUGCAGCUGUUUUUUAUUUUUGUUAUGUGUUUAGUUGAUUAAUAUAUUAUGAAAGAAGGGUAGACUCUAUAAGAGUCUUCUUUCUGCUCCGUUUCAUUCACAUGUUUGAGAUUUUUCCUUGUUUGUACCGAAUGUUUAAAUAUUAACUGAAUGAAAUAAAGUAUGAAAAUGAAAAGUUUCCAGAUUGUCUGGAAAAAUUCAAAGCUUGACGGAUCUUUGACUAGUGAUUCAAAAUCUUGAUUGCAAUAUAGCUCACUGUAAAGGGAGUAGUCAGUCGCCUCUUCGGCUUUUCUCUUUGUCUGAAUACUCUCUUUAUAACUUUUUGCUCCAAGAUUCAUCCGUCUUUCGCCUGUUGUUUCUCUGUAGAGUUGAAAUGCGAGCUCCUCUGCGCUGGGUGCUGUGGGAUGUGAAAGACACCCUCCUGAAGGUACGUUCCUCUGUGGGAGAGCAGUAUUGCAAGGAAGCUAAACGAAUGGGCUUGGACCUCAGUCCUGUGGAGGUUGAAGCUGCUUUCCGCCUCGCAUAUAAACACCAGUCCAGUAGAUACCCAAACUACGGCGUCACUCAGGGCUUGAAUGGCAAGUCUUGGUGGAUGGAAGUGGUGCAGGGCACAUUCUCCCGCUGCAGGGUACAGGAUCCAGCCCUGCUGAACACCAUGGCUCAGAACCUUUAUCAAAACUUCUGUAAUGCUGAGAACUGGGAGGUAAAGCAAGCACACACAUAGAGCAAAAGUUUGCCUCAAAUUUAUAAAACCUGCUUUCAGAUAAAACAAGAAAAACAGUCUUCUAAGACAAGUAAAUGUUAAGCAGCAUUAUAUCGUCACCAUCAAAGAUUUUUGUACUUUUCAGUGCGUUUGAAAAGUUCAGUUCAAUUAAACAUUUCCUCACAUUAAUAUUUACAUCUGUUAAUUAUUUUCUUGUAACCUGAAGCUGUACAAUGUCUAUAUUUCUCAGGUAUUUUCAGACUCAGAAAAGACCCUCCAGAGCUGUUCUUCUCUGGGACUGGAGCUUGGUGUGGUAUCAAACUUUGAUCGCCGCUUAGAAGAGAUUUUACACGCCUGCGGCCUGCUGUCUCACUUCAGCUUUCUGAUCACAUCAGAGGAGGCUGGCAUAGCAAAGCCGAGUCCUGUCAUCUUUGAUAAGGCGCUGCAGAAAUGCGGCGUACCUGCUGCCUGUGUUGCCCACAUCGGGGACCACUAUGAGAAAGACUACCUCGCAUCUCGCUCCGUGGGCAUCCACGGCUUCCUGUUGGACAGACACAACAUGUAUAAACGCUUUGAUGUUCCUCCAGAGCAUCGGCUCAGCUCCCUGGAGGAGCUGCCGUCACGGCUUCAGCAGCACAUGGACUAGAGCCAGGGAUUCAUGUGAAGGGUUACCCAGCCACACUGUGCUAAACAUAAGGAACCAAACCUAGUACACGAACUGAGUCGACUCUGCCACUGUAGAAUUUCACCUGUUUAACAAGGCAGUCAUGAAGAAGAUCACCAUGGACAGUAAUUUAUAAAUACUGUGAUUAUUGUGCAGUUUUACUGUUAAUGAAUUGGGAUCAAUAAAUAUUUAUGAAAUGUACAUGA
This is a messenger RNA of Xyrichtys novacula (pearly razorfish), 2666 nucleotides long. Lineage: Eukaryota; Metazoa; Chordata; Actinopteri; Labriformes; Labridae. The record is from the annotation of a GenBank genome assembly.